Molecule: messenger RNA, 1525 nt
Organism: Drosophila rhopaloa
Lineage: Eukaryota; Metazoa; Arthropoda; Insecta; Diptera; Drosophilidae
Product: phenoloxidase-activating factor 2-like
Exons: 4
Coding region: 117-1340 (407 amino acids)
Biological process (GO): proteolysis
Molecular function (GO): serine-type endopeptidase activity
Source: RefSeq, a predicted model, not a curated record
AAAGAUCGCCAGCCGAAACUUAAGAUUGAUUCAGAAAUCAAAGCAAAUCAGUUGAGUAUUUUCUUUAUUCCCUUCCGAACCUUUCGCUACCUUGUCGCAAUAAAAAGGUUUCAUUGAUGAGUAAUAUGAUAUUAUUCAAUUGCCUUGUAAUAUGUGCCUGUAUAUUCACUUCUGGAGCGCAGGACUCUUCAUUGAAGGACUUGAUUAAUGACAUCUUCAAAACCGAUGAAACCCCCAGUUCCACCACACAAGCCCCAAUAGGCAGUUCUGUUGCUCCUGUUGUCAACCCAAAAGACUCCGGAUCAGGAUCAGGAUCUGCCCAAUAUCAGUCAUGCGGUGAUCAAAAAGAAUGUGUACCUCGUUGGUUGUGUGCAAAUGGCACGAUUAACACCAGUGGCGAAGGUACAAUUGAUAUUCGAAUCGAUUCGGGAUCAGAGUGCAAAAACUAUUUGGAUUUAUGCUGUGAUAUUCCAAAUAAGAGACCCGAUCCAAUAUUCCCAAUAUCCGAAAUUCCCGAAGGCUGUGGAUAUAAAAAUUCCAACGGCGUGGGAUUUAAAAUUACCGGGGCUGAAAACCAGGAGACCGAAUUCGGGGAAUUCCCUUGGAUGCUAGCAAUUCUUCGAGAAGAUGGCCAACGUAGCUUCUACGAAUGCGGAGGUGCUUUGAUAGCUCCAAAUGUGGUUUUGACUGCAGCUCAUUGUGUUCGAAACAAACAGCCAAGUUCCAUUGUUGUGAGAGCUGGCGAAUGGGAUACUCAAACAACGAAUGAAAUCAUACCUCAUGAGGACCGCUAUGUCAAGAAUAUAGUUUAUCAUGAACAGUUUAACAAAGGAGCCCUUUAUAACGAUGUGGCAGUUAUGUUACUGGAAAGCCCAUUUACCUCCCAAAUGAACAUCCAACCUGUUUGCCUGCCCAAUCUGGGUGAUAACUUCGAUUUCGAACGUUGUUAUGCAACUGGUUGGGGCAAAAACAAGUUCGGCAAAGACGGAGAAUACCAAGUUAUCCUGAAGAAGGUGGAUAUGCCCGUGGUGCCGGAGGAACAGUGCCAGACGAACUUGCGCGAAACCCGCCUCGGAAGGCACUUCAAUCUCCACGACAGCUUCAUUUGCGCUGGUGGAGAAAAGGAUAAGGAUACGUGCAAGGGCGAUGGCGGAUCCCCUUUAGUAUGCCCGAUUAAGGGCCAAAAGGAUCGAUUUAAGUCAGCUGGUAUUGUUGCCUGGGGAGUCGGUUGUGGAGAAGAAAACAUCCCCGGAGUGUAUGCCAGCGUUGCCAAACUUCGUCCAUGGAUUGACGCCAAACUAAAAAUAUGGGGUAUUGACCCCAAAUACUAUACUCCCUAAAACAAGUUGUAAUAUUAAUUUCUACUUUUUUAUCAAUUGAACAAAACAUAAUAUUAAUGAAAUAAUAUUACAUAUUAAAAAAGUUAAGGUUUUAAGCAACUCAAGAUCGUAUAUCAAAUAUAUUGUGUUUAGAGAUUUAAAUAUUAAUGAAAUAAUAUCACAUAUUUUAUGUUUUGAGUUUUAAA